AUGAACAGUUCCUGCGAGUAUCUGGACAUCAACGACAGCUCCCUACCGAUAAUCAACAAGGAAAUGUUUUAUUUUCUCAAUUUAACACAAAUAACAAUUGUAGCUGGAGUAGACGUGGUUGACAAUAAUACUUUUGAACGCGUCAAUAUAUCAACUAUUACACUGGAAAAUAAUACUAUUAGAAAGAUAAAAGACUACGCCUUUAAAUCGUUCUCGAUAUAUGUAAUCAGUCUCCAAAAUAACCUCCUUACAAACAUAGGACAAAAGACAUUUUCAGGAGCUGCAAAUUUAAGAAAGUUGAACUUAAAUAAUAAUUUAAUCAGUAAUAUUCAUCCAGAAGCGUUUAAAGAUUUGGGAAGUCUCGAAGAACUGAAAAUAUCCUCCAAUAAAAUUGUUAGCUUGGUGCAAGACGUAUUUUAUCCUCUCAUUAAUAUACAAUCCAUCGAUUUAAAUAAUAACUCUCUUAUAGACCUAGAUGUUGAUACUUUUAGUAAAAAUAAAGCUCUACAGUAUGUCAAUCUUCAACGAAAUAGACUUGCUGUCUUGGAUGCUCACUUUCCCAGCUCUUUAGUACAACUAAACGUGGAAUAUAAUUCAAUAACUAUGUUUAAUAUAUCAAAUUUGGUUAAAUUGAAUACAGUUCUAUUAAAUUUUAACAAAAUAUCCAAUUUAAAAAAUGCUUUAAAGAAUUUGCCGUCUCUUCACUAUCUACAUUUAAAUAAUAAUCGUGUAGGAAACUCAUCUGUGGUGGAUCUUGAUGCUUUUUCAGAUUUAAAGAAUAUUUCUAUUAUAGAGCUGGAUCACAAUAAUUUAGACUUAAAUUUCGAUUUUAGGAUAUUUAAGAAAGUUAAAGCAUUAGAAGGCGUUUCGUUUGUUGGAAAUCGUCUUCGAAAACUAGACUUUACUGAAUUUCCAUCCGAAAUUAAAGUUCUAAACUUGAGUCAGAACGUUCUUUUCGAGGUUAAAAAUUUAUCUGUAUUUACUGCAUUAAUUAAAUUGGACAUAAGGAUUAACUCGUUAAAAGAAAUAGAUUUCGAUAUGCUGGCAGGUCUAAAUCAGUUAAGUGAAUUGUACUUAGGCUAUAAUAUAAUCAGUAAAUUAACCAUGGGUUGUUUUAGAAGUUUAAAGCAACUAAGAACACUAGAUCUGAGCCAUAACAAAGUAUCAACCAUUGGUGCUGGAGUUUUCAAUGGUUUAGAGAGUAUAACUGAUUUAGAUUUAAGUUAUAACCAAAUCAGUUAUUUGAGCGAGGACAUUUUUCAUAAUAUGAAAAAUCUUAGAGUUUUAAGCAUUGCUUACAAUAACUUGACAAGUUUCAAUAUGAAAGCUUUAAUUUCUCACGUGCUGUGGUUCAGAGAAAUCGAUAUGAAUGGAAAUAACUGGACUUGUAAGCUUCUCAUAAGCAUCAGUAAGGAGAACAAACCUGUACAUUUCAUGAAUGGUGAUUCCUAUAACGUUAGUAAUGUGUUUGGCAUUCCUUGUAGGGAUAAUAAUAAUACUGAUGGAAAGUAUUAUAGUAACUAUGAAGAAGUUUUACCAGAUAUCGUUCAUGAAAUCAAUCUUACUGCAGAGUACCUUGAAAGUAUAUCUGUGAAGUUAAGUUAUAUAAUUGUUUUUAUUAUUUUUCUGUUGGUACUACUUUUUGCUAAGUUUCUUGUUGAUAAAUAUUCAUCACAAGUUACAGCUGCUGCUCAGUUUAUAUAUCAGAAAUCUGAGAGUGAACCUGAACUUCAGCUAAUUUAAUAUUAGAAAAUGUAAAUGUAAAACUUUUUGCACCCUUUUGAAUAUUGUGCGAAUAUCAGAUGUAUUGCAUUAGAUUCUGAUAUCACCUUUCGCCUCUUCUUCUUCUUCAGGUGCCACCUCCGCUACGGAGGUUGGCAGUCAUCAUAGCUAUUUUAAUUUUUGAAGCAGUAACUCAAAAUAAUCAUUAACACAGUAACUCAGAUUCUUAAGCCAUGAAAUUCAUCUUCUUUCGAUGCUUCUUCUGCCACCUAUCUUUCCUUGCAUUAUGAGUCGCAGGAUGCCAUACUUCUCGCCCCGCAUCAUAUGUCCGAAAUACCUUUCUUUCUUUAAUUGUUAGUUCAACUUUCUUCUCUUUACCUAUUCUUCUCAGUACUUUAUUGUUCGUAACUUUAUCUAUCCAGGAAACCCUCAUAAUUCUUCAAUAGGUCCACAUUUCAAAGGCGUUAAGUCGUCUAAUUGUUUCUAGAUUUAACGCCCAUGAUUCCACUACAUAAUUAGUACAGUGUAUACGUAACAUUUUGUUUUGCGUACUUUAAGAGCUAAUAAAUCUUGCCAUAUAGGACCUUUUUCAUUUUCAUAAAAUUAGAACGUGCUUUUUCGAUUCUGACUUUGAUUUCUGCAGUGUAGUCAUUAUUUUCUGUUAUAGGUAUUCCUAGGUAAGUGUACUUUACUCUUUCGAUCUGCUGGCCCUUUACUAUCAAUAUUUUGUUAGUAAUAUGGUUGUUUUUACAAAUUGUUAUAAACUUCUUUUUUUAUAUAUUUAGCGAGAGUCCGUACUCCCUACUACACAUUACUAUUUUACUUCUGAGUCUUUCUAGGACUUGUAAACUAUCGGCUAUUAUUACUGUAUCAUCUGCAUAUCUGAUGUUGUUAACUAAGACUCCAUUUACUGUUAUGCCGACUGUUUCAUCUUUAACUUUUAUAGCUAGCUUGGCAAUUUUUCUGGACCAGCAGAUUUAUUGGUUUUCAUUGAGUUUAAUUCCUGACUAACCUCUGAUUUGGUUAUCUCUGGGCCUAAAUUUUCCGUUUGGCUAUCUACAAGUGUACUAGCUUCUCCUUGCUCACGAUUAAUUCCUCGAAUUACUCUUUCCAUCAUCGUAGUUUUUGUUUUUUCUCCAAUAUAAUAUUUCCAUUUUUGUCGAGUAAUAUAUUUGAGGUUCUUCCAUUUCCUACUCCGGCUAGUUCUUUGAAUUUUUAUGUGGAUAAAAGUUGUCAUAUCUGUUUUGCAGUUCUUCUAUUUCUUUACAUUUUUUAAAGAACUAGGUUUCUUUAGCCUCCUAAUUUUCUUCUUAUUUGGUUUUGACGCUGUUUAUAGCGGAUUGUGUUGAUGGUUUUGUUUUUUCUCCUUUCAUUCAUCAACUCUAAAAUUUCCUCGAUCAUCUACUCUUUUUUCUUACAUUUGGUUGUUGUAAGUACUUUCUUACUUGGCUCCAAUAUAGAGGCUAUGAAGAAUAGCCAUUGCUGCUUUACGUUGCAAUUAUUUCUUGGGUUUCUAUCUAGAUUUGUGUUGAUUUCGUGUAUCAGAUUUUCUUUUGUUUCUUCUGACUUUAGUUUCUGUAUGUUAAGUUUAUUGUUGUUGCUGCUUUUUGCGUCUUUUUUAGUUAAAGUUGACACCUAGCAAUAAGAAAACUGUGAUCAGGGGAUACGUCUGCUUCUGGAUAUGCCUUUACUGGCUGAAUUAAGUUUCGAUAUUUGUGUUUUAUUAGGAUAUAGUCAAUUUGGUUUCUGCCGAUUUUGUUGUAUUUGUCAGCUGGCGAUUUCCAUGUAUAAAGGCGUCGUUUAGUUUAUUUAAAAAAUGUAUUUGCGGCUAUAACAUUAUGCUCCUGGCAAAAUUCUAUUAGGCGAUCUGCUCUGCCGUUUCGUUCACCAAGCCCAUAUGGUCCUAAAUUAGGGUAGCAUUUUUCUUCGCCAAUUUUUGCAUUGAAAUCACCCAUGAUCACUGAUAUAUCCCUAGGUACUGCGAGAUGUAAUGUUUUUUUGAAGUUCGCUAUAAAAGUUUUCUGUCUUCUUCAUUGUUGUCAGCAGUUGGCGCAUAAAUCUGAAAUAAGUUCACUUUUCCAUGGGUUGUCACUAGCUGAAACAUUAUCAUUCUUUCGGACAUCGAAACGAAUCCUGUUACUGAUCUCGUUACUUUUUCACUUAGGAUCAUAGCAACUCCAUAUCUGUGUGGAGUGUCGCUGCUUCCAGAGUGAUAAAUUCGUCGAUUGUCUGGAUUAAGUUCGUCAGAGCUGACCCAUCUUGUAUCACUUAUUCCUAAUAUAUCGAUUUCCAGUCGCAUCAUCUUUUGCUGUAUAUUCCUCAGUUUUCCAGGUUCAUACAUACUUCUUACAUUCCAUGUAGCGAUUUUGCAGAUGGAUUUGUAUAUAUUUAGUGAACAAGGAUUUCGC
Messenger RNA from Diabrotica balteata, 4130 nucleotides. The record is from the annotation of a GenBank genome assembly. Lineage: Eukaryota; Metazoa; Arthropoda; Insecta; Coleoptera; Chrysomelidae.